AUGGGGACCCUGAGAGAAUUUAUCCUCGGUCAUCCUUCUGUAUCAACUGUAAAGAUUCAAGUGUUUUGGAGCAAAGGAGCUGGGAAAUUACCACCUUUGCAUCUGUUGCUUGUCAAAGGGCGCAACCUAUAUAGAAUGGUGACUUUUCGUCAGCCUUGGGCAAAUGAAGUAGAAAGGCUGAAGGUUCUAGAAGAGAAGCACAACAGAGGGGACGAAGCAAGGCGUGUUCGUGCUUUGAAGAGACCUAAUUCUGCUGGAAACACUCUUAAAGGCAAGAAAAAAUUGGACAAAGAAAAGCACAAGUCUCGAUCUGAAAGGCCUCGCAGCCAAUCCAAUAUUAUUGAAUUGGAUAAAGGCAAAAAACGACCUGCACAAUCCUCCAAGUUUGAUCUGCCUAAUAAAAGAUCUAAGAAAGAAGGGUCCCAAGUGCCUUCUGGGAAAAAAGCCACUGGUGGGAGAAGAGUCAUGCUACCUUUCAGAAAAAACUGUCACGUUGAGCCUCUUAACAAGGGCCCAUCUAGCUCAAAAGUUGGGAUGAACAAAAGGACGACUGGUUCUGGGUGGAACAGAAUUGGUGGCACACAGAGUCAAUUAGAAGGAAGACACAUAACUCCAGCUGCGCUUGUUGAAGCAAAUCAUGGAAAUUUUGUUUUAGUACAGAAUGCUUGUGUUGAGAGGCCCCAAUGGCCUACUCAAUUGCGUGAAGUUGCUCACGUUUUACUGCCUCGCCCCAGUGGCAGCCAUCCACAUGUACUACCCAAGGCUACAAUGGGUCUCCGACAUCAAAAUGGAGCAAUGGCUGGUGUGCAUGCACCUGCAUAUUUCAGGGGACUUCCACCCAAUCAACAGAGGGUAGCAUUUCCUUCAGCCAACAUGCCACAAACUGUGUACCAUCCUCAUCCAGAAGAAGCAUACGUUGUGCCACACUUAAGAUAUCCUAGUGAGAGUACUGGUUUCCGUCGAUAA
This is a messenger RNA of Miscanthus lutarioriparius, 966 nucleotides long. The record is from the annotation of a GenBank genome assembly. NCBI's taxonomy places the organism in Eukaryota, Viridiplantae, Streptophyta, Magnoliopsida, Poales, Poaceae.